Messenger RNA from Chrysemys picta bellii (western painted turtle), 1691 nucleotides. It is a transcript of the gene RASL12, whose product is annotated as RAS like family 12. The record is from RefSeq and is a predicted model, not a curated record. NCBI's taxonomy places the organism in Eukaryota, Metazoa, Chordata, Testudines, Emydidae. Gene Ontology annotation, molecular function: GTP binding; GTPase activity.
AGGACUGUAGCAUACAGAAGCCCCCAGGGGAACCACAAGCUGGUGUGUUUCUAUCCCCGUGAGCCUCGAAGGCCUUUUCGGCAGGUUUAUUUGUUUGCUGUGAGGAAAGUCCCCUGUGCUGAUGGGAAAUUGUAUCCAGGGGAGCCCGAGAGAGGCAGCAGCUUUCCUUACAAGGAGUUUGGCUGGGACUCAGCUGGCGAAAGUUGCAGGGAGCCUGAGCUCUCUUCCUCCCUGCCUCAUUCAUUCACGCGCGGGGCUGAGGGCUGGAGCCAGCAGCCGUGGGGACGGCGCAGCCGCCGAGUUCCCAAUGAUUCACUCGGCUUAUUGGUGCCUGGUGGCUGGCUUGUUCCUCUGGAUUCGGUGUGUGGGUGCAGCCUGGCCUUGCCUUGAGGAGGCGUGUGCGUGCGUGUGAGCAGGGGGCAAACCAUGGAUCUGUGGAUAUAAACAACAAAGCCUGCCCAGCAAACUCAUCCUCUCUGUGUCCCUCAUGAAAAUCCAGCUCUGAUUUCAAGGGUGGUCGGUCUCCUUUGGAUGCUCCCAUGCUUUCUCCUCGCUCUCUUUGAAAGGCAAGAGAAUGUCCUCGAUGUUUGGCAAGCCACGGGCCGCCCCCAGCACCACUGACCGUCACCUCCCCAGCCUGCUGCCUGAGUGCAACGUGGUGAUCUUAGGAUGCAGAGGAUCCGGCAAAUCAGCACUGACUGUGAAGUUUCUAACCAAGAGGUUUAUAAGUGAAUAUGAUCCCAAUUUGGAGGACACCUACACAUCAGAAGAAACUGUGGACCAGCAGCCAGUGCUGAUGAAAGUGAUGGACACAGCUGACCAGGACGUACCGGUGAACUGCGAACGCUAUCUCAACUGGGCCAAUGCCUUCAUGGUCGUCUACAGCAUUGACAACAAAAGGAGCUUUGAAGGUUGCCAGCAGUACCUGGAUACCAUUUCCCUCCACACAAAAGGCAUUCAGCACGAUUAUCCCAUCCUCCUGCUGGGAAAUAAGCUAGAUUUGGAGCAAUACAGACAGGUCACCAAGGCCGAAGGGGUGUCUCUAGCUGCCAAGCACGGGUGCUUGUUUUACGAGGUCUCUGCCUGCCUGGAGUUCGAGGCUGUGCAGCACGUGUUCCAUGAAGCGGCGCGGGAAGUGAGGAGGGAGAUGGAGAGGAACCUGCAGGUCCGACCGCUGUUCAUCACAGAGGAGAGGCCCUUCCUCCACCUUGCUGCCCCGACUGCCGUGGCCUCCAAGCAUGGCCUGGCUAGCUGCACGCUCAACACUCUCUCCACGGUCAACUACAAAGAGAUUCCCUCCGUGGCACAAGCCAAGCUGGUCACGGUGAAGUCGUCACGGGCUCAAAGCAAGAGGAAAGCUCCCACGUUGACCUUACUGAAGGGCUUUAAAAUAUUUUAAGCCUUGGCCCCUCCAAGGGAUGGGAAAGGAGCAGCCACUGGAUUUCCUGGCAUCCCAAGGAACCUUCUCCAACUUCUGCAGUGGCAUAUUUGACAAUCUCCAUGGCAGCAGUGGCUUACAGACCAUCUUCCGUGAUUUAUUGACACUGCACUUGGCCUUAGAACUACAGCAAAGCACUUUGGUAGGGAUGCAGCGAACAGGCCAGGGAUUGAGUGCAGAAGAGUCUGAAACUUUGUCAUAACAUCCUUCUAAAUCACUGACUAUUUGUCCAGUCCCUGUAGCUCAGUAUUGA